AUCCUCCAUCAACGGCGGCGGCCGAUAAGAGCUUUUUAUUUUUUUCAAAACUCACCUGGUCUCUCUUUACUUCUUCCUUCCCGUCGACAGCGAUGAUCGUGCAAGAAGAGCAAAGAAGCAAAAGGCUCCCGUUCUAGUAGCUCUCUGGUUCCUUAAUUUCUCAAAAAAGUAACCUUUCAUAGAAAAUGAACAUUGGGAUUCACAACGGAUGGAGAGCUUCCGUCACUUCAGAAGACCCAAGAAGAAGAAAGCUCCUAGAUUUGCUCGGAUCCUACCCUAACGCUAUCCCCAGGGAGAGGAUCCUUUUGGGUAGUCAUGUACGCAGAGCAAUGGUAAUUUCGAGUUCAAAGCAAGCGAAUCUCUCUGCUUCGAGGAAACAGAGAAUUCAGCUACAGAGUAAUAGAGAAAAAAAGGAGCUUACUUUCACUGAGUUCCUUAAACACCCUUCUGGGAUGGAGGCUGUGAUCAACGCUAAGGCUUUGCAGAGUUAUCAGUUAGUUGAUGAUGAUGAAAAUACUUACAGAUGUACAUUGCCAACAAUCCAGUUAAUGAGCUUUGAAGUUUCUCCAGUACUGGUUUUGAGGGUCAUUCCCACACAGGAAGAUUGUACAGUCGAGCUACUUUCCUGCAAGUUGGAGGGAUCAGAGUUAUUGGAGAGCCAAAGUGAAAGGUUUUCAGCGAUUAUGACAAAUUGUAUGACUUGGAACAUGGAAGAUCCCGAGCCAUUUUUGGAGGUUGAUGUGAGCUUGAAAGUCACUCUUGAGAUCUCAACACGACCAUUCACUAUGCUUCCAGUAUCAGCUGUUGAGGCUCCUGGGAAUCUAGUGAUGCAGACACUUGUAGAUACAUUAGUACCCCUUCUGCUUCAGCAAUUACUCAAAGAUUACGACGAGUGGAUUCAAAAGCAGCAACAAAACUUCUUAAGCUAGUCUUGUGUACCAAUGUUGUAAACACAGCUUCUUGAUCUAUUUACCAGUGUAUUCAAAUCGAAGAUACGGGAUUAGUUGUUGUGUUUUAGCCAUUGACAUACGUGUUAAAAGUGCAGAGGUAAAGCUAUUACUGAUGAAGUAGAAACAUUCAUAAGGUCAAAAGAGAUUUGGUUCACUUGUAAA
Messenger RNA from Raphanus sativus (radish), 1112 nucleotides. RefSeq lists its product as uncharacterized. NCBI's taxonomy places the organism in Eukaryota, Viridiplantae, Streptophyta, Magnoliopsida, Brassicales, Brassicaceae. The record is from RefSeq and is a predicted model, not a curated record. The coding region runs from base 186 to 929 and encodes 247 amino acids. The transcript is spliced from 7 exons.